AUGCCGGACAAAACAGAAAACCAAGAAAUCGAAAAUGCUGUCGGCGUCGGCAUCCUCGAUGAAGCCCCCGACAAGAAUCUCACCAACUACAACUUGGUCGAUAGGGAGGUUGCCAAGUACGCCACCGAUGGAGCUAUCGAGAUCGAUGAAGCCACAAAUAAGCGCCUGAAGAAAAUGAUCGAUAAGCGCAUUUUGGUGGUGAUGAUGAUUACAUACCUGAUCCAGACACUCGACAAGGGCGCACUGGCCUUUUCGUCAAUAAUGGGAAUCAAAGAGGAUGCACAUUUGCAGGGGAAUCAAUAUCAAUGGUUGACAACAAUCGUCUACCUGGUGAUUCUUUGCGUCGAGUUUCCGGAAAACUGGAUCAUCCAGCGGGUACCAAUUGCCAAAUGGCUGUCCUUGAACAUUUUGUUAUGGGGUAUAUGUAUCGCGCUGAUCUCAGCCAUGCGGAGCUUUACUGGCCUAAUCAUCUUGCGUGCUUUCAUGGGUGCUUUUGAAGCGGCAUGCCAACCAACAUUUGUGAUUUUAAGUUCAACAUGGUACAAGCGCGAAGAGCAAGGAAGCGUCAUCAAUCUCUGGUUAGUCAAUUAUCCUAGUGCCGACGAGAAGGAGACAAUCGCUGAUAAUUCUAGGUUCAUGAUGAACGGUAUCCAGAACAUCGUUGGUGGUCUUUUAGCCUUUGCAUUUUCCUUCGUCCCAUCGAACUCGCCGGUGAAGUCAUGGGAAGCUCUUUUCAUGACUUAUGGUAUUAUCACUGUUUUAUGGGCAGCCUUUGUGUUCUUUUGGAUGCCCGAUUCCCCCAUGCGCGCGAAGUGCUGGUCGGAAGAGGAUAAGCAACUGAUGGUUGAGAGGGUACGACAAAACCAGACCGGUCUGCAGAACCGUAUAUUCCGAAAGGAACAGGUCUGGGAUGCACUGACAGAUCCCCAGCUCUACGCUUUCGCUGUCAUUCAAAUAGUCAGUGCCCUUCCUAGUGGGGGAAUUGGGGCCUACGUCAAUAUAAUUAUCAACUCAUUCGGAUACAGUACUUGGGAGAGCCAGCUUCUGACUAUGGUCGUCGGUGCUGUUCUCGCAAUUGCCAUGAUGACAUCGGCAUAUCUUGAUCGCCGCUUUGGAAACACAAUCAUCAUCAUGAUAUCCUCCCGAGUCGGCAUGCUCAUCGCUUAUUGGCUAUUCUACUCAUUUUUUGCCGUGUCCUCCCUUUCUCUGGCCCUUCUUUCUCGAAAUGUGGCCGGACAAACCAAGAAGUCUAUCGUCAUUGCUUCUAACUUUGUCUGCUGGGCCGCGGGAAACUCAAUUGGACCACAGGUCUUCCGAGACAAAGAUGCACCGCGGUAUUAUCUUGCGUUCUCGGUUCUCCUUGGAUGCUUUGGGGUAAUGAUCAUUACUCUAUGCCUCUUGCGAUUGUGGUACUCGAUUCAAAACCGGAAGCGGGAUGCGAAGAUUGCCUCCGGGGAGGUGCUUCCCGAUGUUAGCUUCGCACAUGGAUUUGAGGAUAUCACGGAUCGAGAAAACCCACAUUUCAGAUAUUCUUACUAA
Molecule: messenger RNA, 1539 nt
Organism: Penicillium manginii
Lineage: Eukaryota; Fungi; Ascomycota; Eurotiomycetes; Eurotiales; Aspergillaceae
Exons: 5
Coding region: 1-1539 (512 amino acids)
Biological process (GO): transmembrane transport
Cellular component (GO): membrane
Molecular function (GO): transmembrane transporter activity
Source: RefSeq, a predicted model, not a curated record